This is a messenger RNA of Penicillium argentinense, 1926 nucleotides long. Its product is annotated as NupC/NupG family nucleoside CNT transporter. The record is from RefSeq and is a predicted model, not a curated record. The transcript has 3 exons. NCBI's taxonomy places the organism in Eukaryota, Fungi, Ascomycota, Eurotiomycetes, Eurotiales, Aspergillaceae. Gene Ontology annotation, biological process: nucleoside transmembrane transport. Gene Ontology annotation, cellular component: membrane. Gene Ontology annotation, molecular function: nucleoside transmembrane transporter activity; symporter activity. Bases 1 to 1926 code for a protein of 641 amino acids.
AUGACCGACAACCCAGCCCGGGACGUCGAGUCCAAGGGAUCUCCCCGUAUAGAUCCCGCGCUGCAGACCGAGCACCAGCAUCACCAUACGCACCAUCACCACACCUCUUUUGCGGAGCAAGGCCGGGAGGACGAAGUGGUCUAUUCCAAGAACACCGGCUUCGAGAAAGGAAUCGUCCCCGAACCCACGCCGCUCGACCAUGCCAGCAAGAGCCACAGCCAGAGCACGAGAGAUGAGGAGAUCGGCGAGACGGAGCCAUCCAAACGCCCAUGGCAACGGCGGAUGGCGAAGCAUUGGCGACAUGGUGUGCAUCUCGUCAUUUGGCUUCUGUUCACCGGAUGGUGGAUCGCUGGCCUUAUCCUGCAUCGGUAUGACCUGGGAUGGUUGAUUCCGUUCUUGCUGUGGCUCGCAAUUACGCUCCGGAUCAUCUUCUUCUACAUCCCCAUCUCCAUCAUCACAAAGCCACUGUACUUCAUCUGGGGCAAGACCGCUCGUCCGUUCGUGAGCAUCAUUCCGGAGAAGUUGAGAACCCCAGCGGCCGCCCUGCUUUGCAUUGGCGUCAUUCUCAUUGGCGCAUUCGCCUCUCCCGAGACUGCUGACAACAGUCGUGCAAACCGUGCUGUGAGCCUGUUCGGCUUGGCGGUCUUCCUGUUCGCGCUGUGGGCCACCUCGCGCAACCGCAAAAAGAUCGUGUGGCAUACUGUCAUCGUGGGCAUGUUGACUCAGUUCAUCAUCGCCCUAUUCGUGCUCCGCUCGGGCGCCGGCUACGAUAUCUUCGACUUCGUUUCCACGCUUGCUCGUGAACUGCUGGGCUUCGCGAACAAGGGUACCAUCUUUUUGACCCAGGAGGAAUUCGUCAAAAUGUCCCAAUAUGUGGAUCCGUACACCGACAAAUCCCGAUGGGCCGCCCUUGCGCCGGGCAAUUGGUUUUUGGUCAGCGUGGUUCCUGCAAUCAUCUUUUUCGUCUCGAUCGUCCAGCUUCUGUACUACAGCGGCGUCCUGCAAUGGUUUAUCGGAAAGUUUGCGGCCUUCUUCUUUUGGAGCAUGCGCGUGUCUGGCGCGGAAGCUGUCGUCGCGGCUGCAUCUCCAUUCAUCGGACAGGGGGAAUCGGCAAUGCUGAUCCGGCCAUUUGUCGCUCAUCUCACCAUGGCGGAACUGCAUCAGGUCAUGUGCUCUGGUUUUGCAACGAUUGCCGGUAGUGUUCUCAUUGCUUACAUUCGAAUGGGCGUGAAUGCGCAGGCCUUGGUCUCGUCAUGUGUGAUGAGUAUCCCGGCCUCGUUGGCAACCUCCAAGCUCCGCUGGCCUGAGGAAGAAGAGAGCUUGACCGCUGGGCGGGUCGUGAUUCCUGAUAAUGAAGAGCACAAAUCCGCAAAUGCCCUCCAUGCUUUCGCCACUGGCGCCUGGCUCGGUCUUAAGAUCGGUACCAUGAUUGCAGCCACUCUGCUUUGCAUCAUUUCGCUCAUCGGUCUGUGCGACGGCCUUCUUACAUGGUGGGGUCAUUACUUGAACAUCAACGACCCCCCAUUGACCCUCCACAUGAUUCUCGGCUACAUUUGCUAUCCUAUUGCCUUCUUGCUGGGUGUUUCCCGCGAUGGGGACUUACUCAAAGUCGGUCAACUAAUUGGCCUGAAGCUGAUUUCUAAUGAAUUCGUGGCAUACAACGAGCUCCAGAACACAGCAGCGUAUGCCGAUCUGUCGGACCGUUCGCGUCUCAUUGCCACCUACGCUCUGUGUGGCUUCGCCAAUAUCGGCUCACUGGGUAACCAGAUUGGUGUACUGGCGCAGAUCUCUCCCGGACGUAGUGCCGAUGUUUCGCGGGUGGCUGUUAGUGCUAUGAUUACAGGCGCACUCAGCACUUUUACCAGCGCGACGAUUGCCGGUUUACUGAUUACAAAUGAGAGGCAGUACGUUGGCUCGUCAGCUUGA